CGCUUCACUCUUUCAGCGAUACUUGCAUCCGUUCAUUCGGCCAGCUGCGACAUUCCCUAUUGCCUUCCGGCCCCAAAUAAGCUAACACUUUCCUUAAUUGCUACUAUUCCCGACUUCUGCGCCAUAUCAAGACCAAUCUCACGACCACUUGACGAACCACGCAAACAUACUACUUGCAUUAUGGACUCCAUCAGCUUUAUCGUGACGCGCGACAACGAUGCCGAGAAGGCGCAGUUGAACACCCUGCAGACCACGCUCCUGGUAGCGCUCCUGACGCUAUUUGUACUCGCCGUGGUCCUGAUCGGCUCGCUAUUUUUCCUGCGAAGAGUCCGCCGGGCCAGGAAAAACGCAGAGGCACAGCUUCCGUUGUAUGAGAAGAGGCAGUCAAGCCACCGCCGCCUCACGAUCCAGGCUACCCGUGAAUCUGUCGUCGUCUACCAAGAGAGGAGAGACCUACUGGCAAACUCCUCGAGCCCGCCCCAGAGUCCUGUACCCGAGAUCCGCAUCACGUUUCCCGACGAGGUCGACUCCGCUGGCAAACGGCAAUCGGGCCGCGUAGUUGUUGUACGGGUUGGAGAGCACAGUGUUGGACUGGAGCCUUUGGACGAGGACCUGCCGCCCUACGAGCGCGAUGGCGAUCGCUUCGAUUCCCUCGACCUUGACCGCAUUGGCGGGCUGAAGGAGAAGGACGACAAGUACUACUCGUAAAUCUACUACGAACCUCCUCCGCGAACCAGCCCAGCCCAUUACCAACCGGCCGCU
This is a messenger RNA of Paraphaeosphaeria sporulosa, 762 nucleotides long. RefSeq lists its product as uncharacterized. The record is from RefSeq and is a predicted model, not a curated record. The transcript is spliced from 2 exons. The coding region runs from base 181 to 708 and encodes 175 amino acids. NCBI's taxonomy places the organism in Eukaryota, Fungi, Ascomycota, Dothideomycetes, Pleosporales, Didymosphaeriaceae.